Messenger RNA from Misgurnus anguillicaudatus (oriental weatherfish), 6029 nucleotides. It is a transcript of the gene tmem63ba, whose product is annotated as transmembrane protein 63Ba. Gene Ontology annotation, cellular component: plasma membrane. Gene Ontology annotation, molecular function: calcium-activated cation channel activity; nucleic acid binding. NCBI's taxonomy places the organism in Eukaryota, Metazoa, Chordata, Actinopteri, Cypriniformes, Cobitidae. The record is from RefSeq and is a predicted model, not a curated record.
CAGUUCGUGUGUUGCCUAUCAACCGCUCAGACACCGGCCCGACCCAUCAUACAGCCAUGCUAGGGCUUGUUUAGUGUCAGCUCCAGGGGACUUACCAACUGGAUGAUGUAUCCACCAAUGGAGUAAUCGCUGUUUUAUUAAACAUCGCAGACAAACUCUGAAAAAUAGUCGGGAUCGAAAUUCGAAGAUUUAUUUUUGUUGUUUAGGACAUUACAGCAGUAGCUAGCUGAGAGCUACUUAGGCUUUGACCACUGCGGCUAGGUGCUGUAUAAGGAUGCAGGAGUACUAAGGAUGCUGAUGGUCUUUGCAGUGCUCACGAUGGCUGCGAUAGGAGGAGCGGAGCUCCCCCGUCCCAACACUACCAGCGAUCCUGAACGCAAGGACUGGUGCUACAAGGGCCGGAUCCCCAGUACGGUACUCCAGGGUCUGCCCUUUGGAGGAGUGCCCACUGUACUCGCUCUCGACUUCAUGUGCUUCCUGGUGCUGCUUUCUGUAUUCUCAGUGUUAAGGAAGGUGGCAUGGGAUUAUGGCCGUCUCGCAUUGGUUUCUGAUGCUGACAGUAGGCGGAGGCAGCUGUACCAGCGUCUGGAUGAGCAUGAAUAUGUUGCUUCUGCCACGCAGACUCCCGCUGACUCUCGAUACGAGCGUCUCACCUCCGUAUCCAGCUCGGUCGACUUUGACCAAAGAGACAACGGCUUUUGUUCCUGGCUGACCGCAAUCUUCAGGAUAAAAGAUGAUGAGAUUAGGGAGAAGUGUGGAGAGGACUCAGUCCACUACCUCUCGUUCCAGCGGCACAUCAUUGGUCUGUUGGUGGUUGUGGGCGUCCUCUCCGUGGGUAUUGUCCUGCCCGUUAACUUCUCAGGAGAUUUAUUAGAACAUAAUGCCUACAGUUUUGGGCGAACUACAAUAGCCAACUUAAAGUCUGAAACUAAACUUUUUUGGCUGCACACUAUAUUUGCCUUCUUCUAUCUAUUAAUGACUGUGUUCAGCAUGAGAAGACACACAUCAAAGAUGCACUACAAAGAGGACGACCUGGUGAAGCGCACUUUAUUUAUAACCGGGAUUGUGAAGUAUGCAGAUGAGAGUCAAAUCAAGCAACAUUUUGAGCAGGCGUAUGAAAACUGUGUCGUUUUGGAUGCACGCAUUUGUUACGACGUUGCCAAGCUCAUGUCCCUGGAGGCUGAAAGGAAAAAAGCCGAACGCAGCAAAAAGUUCUACACGGACCUGAUGGCCAGAGAGCACGUGCCCACUAUGAUCAACCCUAAACCCUGCGGUCACCUCUGCUGCUGCAUCAUCAAAGGCUGCGAGCAGGAAGAGGCUGUGAACUACUACACUAAACUAGAGUCCAAACUAAAGGAUGAAUACAGAAAAGAGAGAGAAAAGGUCAACACUAAACCGCUGGGCAUGGCUUUCGUAACCUUCCAGAAUGAGGCCAUGACAGCACUCAUCCUGAAGGACUUUAAUGCGUGCAAAUGUCACGGCUGUCACUGUCGGCGCGAGCCAAAGUCGUCUCCUUUCAGCUGUAUCUUAAACACUUAUAACUGGACAGUCACAUACGCUCCAGAUCCACAGAACGUCUACUGGGAGCAUCUGUCUAUUGCCGGCUUGAACUGGUGGGUUCGCUGCUUUGUCAUCAACUGCUUUCUCUUCCUCCUCCUCUUCUUCCUCACCACCCCGGCCAUCAUCAUCUCCACCAUGGACAAGUUCAAUGUCACCAAACCAGUGGAGUAUCUGAAUAACCCGAUCAUCACCCAGUUCUUCCCCACGUUGCUGUUGUGGUGCUUUUCGGCGCUUCUCCCAACCAUCGUCUACUACUCCGCCUUCUUCGAAGCUCACUGGACACGGUCUGGAGAAAACAGAACCACGAUGCACAAAUGCUACACCUUCCUCAUCUUCAUGGUUCUUCUGUUACCAUCUCUGGGACUCAGCAGUCUUGAUCUUUUCUUUCGCUGGCUUUUUGACAAGAAAUUCCUGGAUGAGGCAAGAAUACGAUUUGAGUGCGUGUUUUUGCCGGAUAAUGGAGCUUUCUUUGUGAACUAUGUUAUUGCGUCUGCAUUUAUCGGUAACGCCAUGGACCUGUUACGAAUUCCUUAUUUCCUGAUGUACAUGAUCCGUCUGUGCCUGGCGCGCUCGGCUGCCGAGAGACGCAACGUUAAAAAGCAUCAAGCCUAUGAGUUCCAGUUUGGUGCCGCUUAUGCCUGGAUGAUGAAUGUUUUCACUGUGGUCAUGACCUACAGCAUCACCUGCCCCAUUAUUGUGCCAUUUGGUCUUAUGUACAUGCUACUGAAGCACUUGGUGGACAGGUAUAACAUGUAUUAUGCGUACCUGCCUGCUAAACUGGAUAAGAAAAUCCACUCCGGAGCUGUGAACCAGGUGGUGGCCGCGCCCAUCCUCUGCCUGUUCUGGUUGCUCUUCUUUUCUACUUUCCGUGCAGGUUUUUCUGCUCCGACAUCAGUGUUCACCUUCGUAGUUCUGGUCAUCACCAUCAUCAUUUGCCUUUCUCACGUCGUCUUCGGUCACUUCAAAUACCUCAGUGCUCACAAUUACAAGAUUGAUUUGGACGGCGUGGACAAUGGGCGCCCCCCAGACUCAUCUCCACCUGUCAAGUCUGCACAGACGUACGUCGCCCAAGUGCUGCAAGAUCCAAACUCGGACGAGACGGGCAGCGACGAGGGGCAGGGCUCCUCGCAGGACGAGGAAGCGGGAAACGAGGUCUACUUCCAGUCAGGAGAAGACAGCCUUCUUGAGAACGAGGUGCGCCAGUGACCCGGGGCGCACCGUGUGCCGAACGUGGUGAAGCGAGCUGGUCUCCAAGCCCACCGAACAGAGAUCCAUAACAUCUCUCUGUGCUGAAUGUGUGUGUGUGUUUGUGUGUGUGUAAGUGUGAAUCCAUCACAGCUGAUACACUCCUAUAUCGAUGGGGCUUGGGGGCAGGAUGGCCAUUUCUCCAGAAUGUGGAGUGACUCUGGAAAUAUGACUUUCAGUCACGCAAUCCGUCACAUUCUCAUCAUCUCUAUCAGAAAUUGGUUUGUCAGUUUCAUAACGCUUAAUAAUGGUACCGUUACAAGCUCUCAAUGUCUAAUAAGUAAGCUAAAAAAUGAAUGAUUACUGAGAAUUUACACUUUAUUGGUUUAAAUAUGUCUAUGUUGUGAUGAACUAAAAACUAUUAAUAGUGCUAUUUUAGAUGGGCUUCAGUUAAGCACCAAAAUUCGGUAUUAAUUCAUUUAUAGUUGGUCAUAAACAAUAUUAUACAAACAUAUUUGACCAAUCUGAAUCGUCCAAACCAUUUAAAUGAUGUUGUAAGUAUUCUUUCGAGUUUUGAGUAAGGAACACCGUUUACUUUGGCCCAUCUGAAGUUUCACUAUAGCGCAAUAUAUUUAGGAUGAACAAAUUUAUGCAACUUUCCGUGCAUCUCCACUAAAGUGACUGUACGCGACAUGAAGGUCAUCUCAAGUUCCCCUUCGUGUCAGUAAAUGUUAAAUAACACUGAAAACUCGCUCCAGCCUGCUGACGAAACGAAUCACGUAGAAAGCCGUAAACAUAGACAUCUCGCUGUUAAAAGCACUCCAUCUUACACUGGCCAAACCGCAAGAUCAACCGCUUCUGAACUCUUCUGCGCCUUCAGUGUUGAGAAAUGUAAACCUCUGCAUUAGUGCUGCAUUGUUGCGUUGCGUGUUAGAUAUGCCUCUACUUUCUCAAUCAGGCAUCAUACGGUCCGGUUCGAAAUGUGUUACUUUACUAUGGGAUGCUUUAUAGAUGGUGAUACUGUAGCAAAAUGCAUAGCAAAUUAUUUUUUUUGACAUGGGUGGGAGUAUGUUUUUCUUUUUUAUGCAUGGACAAUAAAUAACAGCCUUUUCUAAUCAGGAGUUUUAUUUUAUUAACACUAACAACCGUAUUUGAUCACGUAACGCAUUUUACUUUAUAGAAACACAAAUGUAAAAUGUGCAUGACUAGAUUCAAAUCUCUUAACAUCCUUAAAACUGGAAUGAGAUAUUGUUUAUUUGAAUGAUAACCUGUGUGCGUUUACUCUCUUUUCACUAGCUCUUCAACUGUUCGCAGUUUAAUUGAGUUUAACAGGGUUUAUGCUUCAUUUAUUUUAGGGGUUGAAACAGACAAAAAUAAUGCAAAACAUGCACAUCGACCCAAACGUAACUGUUAAUGGAGAGUUUUUUAUUUCAUUUUUGUUUGCACUAAAUGUCCUUUUACUGUGAAAACAAUGUUUCUUUCUACACUGCAAAAAAUGAUUUUCAAGAAAAAAAUUCUUAGUAUUUUUGUCUUGUUUUCAGUAAAAAUAUCUACAAAUACUUAAAUUAAGAUGCUUUUUCUUGAUGAGCAAAACGACACAAAAAAUAAGUCUAGUUUUUAGACCAAAAAUAUCAAAUUUAAGUGAUUUUGUGUAUAAAACAAAAAAAAACAAAUUUUUCUUGAAUUUAGUGUUUAAGAAAAAUGUUCAAGAUUUUUUUUUGCUUACCCCAUUGGCAGAUUUUUUUUUGCUUGUUUUAUGCACAAAAUCACUUAAAUUUGAUAUUUUUGGUCUAAAAACCAGACUUAUUUUCUUGGGUCGUUUUGCUCAUCAAGAAAAGGCAUCUUAAUUUAUGAAUUUUUUGAUAUUUUUACUGAAAACAAGACAAAAAAACACUAAGAAUUUUUUUCUUGGAAAUCAUUUUUUGCAGUGUAAAUACCUUUUAAAGGGAUAGUUCACCCAAUAGUCCAUCAUUGACUUCCAUAGUAGGAAAUUCCAUGGUUACAAUCAGCUGUGUGCUUACCAUCAUUUAUCAAAAUAUCUUCUUUUGUGUUCAUCAGAAAAAAGAAAUUCAUACAAUGCAAAAAAUGAUUUUCAAGAAAAAAAAUCUUUGUAGUUUUGUCUUGUUUUCAGUAAAAAUAUCUAAAAAUUCUUAAAUUAAGAUGCUUUUUCUUGAUGAGCAAAACGACAGAUAAAUAAGUCUAGUUUUUAGACCAAAAAUGUCAAAUUUAAGUGAUUUUGUGCAUAAAACAAGCAAAAAAAACUGCCAAUGGGGUAAGCAAAUUUUUCUUGAAUUUAGUGUUUAAGAAAAAUGUUCAAGAUUUUUUUGCUUACCCCAUUAGCAGAUUUUUUUGCUUGUUUUAUACACAAAAUCACUUAAAUUUAAUAUUUUUGUUCUAUAAACUAGACUUAUUUUCUUGGGAUAUAAAAGAGAAAAAUCAUUUUAAUUUGAGAAUUUUAAGAUAUUUUUACUGAAAACAAAAGACAAAAAUACUAAGAAUUUUUUUUUCUUGAAAAUCAUUUUUUGAAGUGAACAGGUUUAGAACAACAUGAGGAUGAGAAAAUGAUGACAGAAUUUUUAUUUUUGGGUGAACUAUCCCUUUAAAUAAUUUUUGCAUUAAAUGAAGAAAUGUCUCGUAUUUUUUUUUUUUUUUUUGAGACAGUUUGAUUUCUAAAAAAGCCCAACAUUAAUUCCCAUUACCUUUUCUUUUGUCUGGACAGUUUUUUUUUAAAGCAUGAAGUAUAUUCAGUACAGCAAAUAGUACCAUUAAAGUAUACAUGUUAUUUUUGGGGUGAAUGGGACCUGGAUGUGUUGUUGACUGGUUUGUGAAGUUCGCUCUUUUAGGAAAAGUUUGUUUGGGAAACUAAAUGCAUACUGCAAGCAGACGAAGGCCGUGCCUGUUCACUAAUUAUAAAAUCAUUGUAUUUCCCCGUCCCCCGAUGGUUUUUGCUAGCAGCUCUUGUGUGUAGUUCUCAUGUUAUCAUUUAUUGUUUACAGGGAUAGCAAUGCAGUGUUGAAACUGUCAUUUUCUGCAACAAAUGUUGACUUGAAACUGUCAGGUGUAUGUAACCUGUUGUCAGCUUGUAAACUGACAUUGGGAAGCAAGCAAAUAGGUGAUAUUUCUAAAAAAAAAAAAUUAUUAAUUUAUGUAAAUCGCACUACUGGAUUGAUCACUGAGAAGCUUUUUAAUUUUAAAUGCAAUGAACAUUGUAGGCUAUGCACUUUCAUGUGAAACUGUAACAUUGUCUUGGUGUAUGUAAAACUAUAAAGCCAUUUUGUCAUUCA